GACUCAAGUCUUCUUCUCCUCUGCCGCAGCGAACUUUCUUUCUCUUCCGGUUAUCGUCUGUUUGUGUGAUAUACCAGUGUCGAAAUGGCCAAGUCUAAGAACCACACAACUCACAACCAGUCACGUAAAUGGCACAGGAAUGGCAUUAAGAAGCCCAGAUCUCAGCGUUACGAGUCGUUGAAGGGGGUGGACCCCAAGUUCAUGAGGAAUAUGCGCUUUGCAAAGAAGCAUAACAAGAAAGGCUUGAAGGCAGCACGGAAAGCAGUUGCUCAGAAAUGAGCUGUCUGUCAACGUUCCAAAUAAAUCAAUAUAAUAAAGUAAUGCUUUGUUAACAAAA
This is a messenger RNA of Girardinichthys multiradiatus, 337 nucleotides long. RefSeq names its product ribosomal protein L29 (gene rpl29). NCBI's taxonomy places the organism in Eukaryota, Metazoa, Chordata, Actinopteri, Cyprinodontiformes, Goodeidae. The transcript has 4 exons. The record is from RefSeq and is a predicted model, not a curated record. Gene Ontology annotation, molecular function: structural constituent of ribosome. Gene Ontology annotation, biological process: cytoplasmic translation. The coding region runs from base 85 to 279 and encodes 64 amino acids. Gene Ontology annotation, cellular component: cytosolic large ribosomal subunit; ribosome.